AUGGAGAAACAAGAGGGUGAAACUAUCCACAACAAUAUGGAAGAAAGAACCAAAGUAUUCCCUUGUAUGUUCUGUUCAAGGAAAUUCUAUAGCUCACAAGCUUUAGGAGGCCAUCAAAAUGCUCACAAAAAGGAGAGGAUUGCAGCAAGAAAAGCCAAGAGGGUAACUGAAUAUUCUCUCCUCAACGCGUACUCGCCACCAUCGUCUAUGUCGUCGCUAUUUUUUUCCGGCAACCACCACCAGCAACAUCCCCAUAUGGCCCUCCUUAGUAGCCCACCCCCACCACCAAUUUACAUUGCCUCCCAUGCUUCCAACAUGUCUCAUUUUCCUACUAAUAAUCAACUUUGUGACCCAUUUGGGCCUGGUGGGCCGACUCGAUUUCCUAAUAUGAUGGUUUAUAAUAGUAAUGGUGGGAGUGGCCCAAUUAAUCCUUACUCAUCAUGUUGUGAAGAGGCCCAUGACCAAAAUAUGGGAAAUUGGCAAAGGGAGUUGAGGUUUGGUGGGCCCAAUAAUACGAGUUCAAUGCAAGUGUUGAAAAAGAAUAUGGAGACUUUUGGGAGAGAUUGUCAUAAAGAGAUGGAAAUGAAACUUGAUUUGUCUUUGCAUUUGUAA
Messenger RNA from Chenopodium quinoa (quinoa), 612 nucleotides. Its product is annotated as zinc finger protein KNUCKLES-like. The coding region runs from base 1 to 612 and encodes 203 amino acids. The record is from RefSeq and is a predicted model, not a curated record. Gene Ontology annotation, biological process: negative regulation of abscisic acid-activated signaling pathway. The transcript has a single exon. Lineage: Eukaryota; Viridiplantae; Streptophyta; Magnoliopsida; Caryophyllales; Amaranthaceae.